This is a messenger RNA of Pipistrellus nathusii (Nathusius's pipistrelle), 978 nucleotides long. The record is from the annotation of a GenBank genome assembly. Lineage: Eukaryota; Metazoa; Chordata; Mammalia; Chiroptera; Vespertilionidae.
AUGGCUGAGGUGGGGGCCGGCGAGCCCUCCCCGGGCCUGGAGGUGGAGCAGGGGACGGAGUACGACGUCCUGCCUCCACCCACCGUCUCCCUCAGCGACUCGGACUCGGACUCCGACCUCAGCUGGCCAGGCAGCGCCCCGCUGGAGGCUCUGUCCCCAGAGCUGCCGCCUGGGGAGACCCAGGGGGACUCGGGCCCCGACAGCUCCCCCUCGCCGCCCAGGGCCCCCCCCGCGGCUGCCGUGCAGCCUUUCUGCCUGCGGGGCACCAGCAGCACCUUCUCCCAGCGCAGCCAGAGCAUCUUCGACUGCCUGGAGGGGGCGGCCCGGCGGGCUGUGCCCGCCGCCGGCCAGGCGGGCCUGGGGGACGGUGCGGGCUUCAAGCAGCCCCGGGCGCCCCCCUGCCGGCCCCUAGCAGAGGGCCUGGGCAGGGCCCGGCAGAGCCUCGUGCCCCCCCGGGUGCCCCCCGUGCCCGACUACGUGGCCCACCCCGAGCGCUGGACCAGGUACAGCCUGGAGGACACGGCCGAGGCCAGCGAGCAGAGCAACCGGGCGGCCGCCCUGGACUUCCUGGGCUCCCGGCGUGGGGCCGCGCCCAGCGCCUACGAGCCCUCCUUCAACCAGGACCCGUCCAGCAGCGGCGAGGGCCGCGUCGUCUUCUGCCGGCCGCCGCGCGCCGAGGCCCGGCCCGAGAGGAAGAGGGUCCAGCCCGAGGCAGGGGCCCCGGGCCGGGCCGAGGGCUCCGUGGAGCUGGCCCACCUGGCCAGGCCCGGGAGCCCCGAGGCCGAGGAGUGGGGGGGCCCCCACGGGGGCCUGCAGGAGGUGGACGUGCCCGAGGGGGCCCCCCGUGGCAGGCCAGCGGCAGCCCCCCCGGCCGUGGAGACGGUCGGCUUCCACGGCAGCAGGAAGCGGAGCAGAGACCACUUCCGGAGCCAGAGCACGGCCCCCGAGGCCCCCGAGGCCCCCGGGGCUGAGGGCUGA